Molecule: messenger RNA, 771 nt
Organism: Brettanomyces nanus
Lineage: Eukaryota; Fungi; Ascomycota; Pichiomycetes; Pichiales; Pichiaceae
Exons: 1
Coding region: 1-771 (256 amino acids)
Source: RefSeq, a predicted model, not a curated record
AUGGAAGUAUCCGACUUGCCCAUUUUAGAGUCCGAACAACUCUAUAAAAGUUUUAUCAAAAGUACCGACGAAGAAAAGCUCUCAGAGUUGUUGAUUGAUCACCCGGAGAGUUUCCCCGAACUGACGUCGAAGAACAAGAAUUACCUUAGUAAACUCAACUAUCAAUUUUUGGAGCUCGAUAGCAGAGAGAAGUUUCUACGGUAUCUAAACCUUGGAAGUAUAGUUAAGAAUGACGAAAUAGCGGAGAUUAAUAAGCAGAAUGAAUCACUUAGUCUAGAAAUCCAGAGGCAGCGCGAGCAGGUAGAUGUGUUAAAGGAGCAGGUCAACUUCAAGAGCGACAAGGUGAUCAAGAUCCUGAUUAAGGAAUGCAAGAAGCGAAACGAUACCACUCGACUUUUGGAGGAAGAGGUGGACAAUUUGCACAAGGAGAAGCAGGAAUUGGAUGACAUGAGUGUUAUUGAAGCCACCAACAGAGAGCUGUUUGUGGGGAAGAACGUGGAUCAGUUGGAGCAAAUGAUGGAAAGUUUAAAACAAGAGAUAGCAUUAUUGCAGAGUAAAGUUGCAGAAUUAGGAGUUGCAAGCAACAGUUCAGAGACCGAAAGGGAUCGGUUGGCCACAUAUUACAAGCAGUUGGAGUUAAAGAAGGCCGAGUUGCAAAAGCAGAUUUGGAACGAUCGAGGUUAUAAUGAAGACGAGGAGAAGAAAAGAAAGAUCUACGCGGGCGUCGAUGCAUUAAUAAGAAUAGAGAAGGAAUUUAGUCAAGAAGAGUGA